CUAGAUAAGGAAUUGGUAAAGGUUAAAAGCUGCUGUAAUAUUGUUAUUGUUUACUUUUUUGGAUACCGUCAGGGACAACUGUUGAAUUUUGUUUUAAAAAAUCGGAAAAAUGGGGCCGAGCAAAAAACCUCCUCUGAGACGGAGGACACUUAAUAAAGUGCCGCCUAUUUACACGCUGAGGAAAAAAGAUUCGUUCGACAGACUUUUCAAAAAUUCAGGCACUUCGUCCAACUCGAACAUUUUCGAAUCUUCGUCCGACAAAGAGAAACCACUUAAAAAUUCAACUUUUAACUCGCCUGAUUCUGAUGUGCAAUACGUUCAGUACAAAUCACCGAAUCCUAAAUUCUUUAGAAAAGGGAAUGGAAAAAGUGAUCGAAAGUGCUCUAAUGUCAAAACACCGAGUAUAUCGAGUAUACUUUGUUUUAGCAGUGAUGAUUCUUUUGAUCCCGUUUUAUGUGCCAUAAAAAAGAAAAAGAAAAGAAAAUUGUUAAAUGGAAAAUUAAAGCCGUGUGGCAAAAACAAAAAGAAGACUGAACUUGAUAAAAAAAUUAGAUGCGUUUUAGACAAUUAUUCAUCACCAAAACCUAGUCCAUGCUCUUCAAAACAUUGUUUUGCUGCAAGUACUCCACAAAUGAGUGCCAAGCCUGAAUUCAAUUCCAAGACCCCAUGUUCGCCAAUAAAUGUUCUUACAAAUGAAAUUUCCGUACCAGUUUUAAAUUUGAUGCAGAAAUUUAACUUGCUCACUGUCAGCCCGACAAAUUCGUAUAUUAAAGAGAAGACUGUUGCGGAUGAAAACAACGAUUCAGUAGUAGAUAUCAAUUGUAAAUUUAAUGAAAAAUGUGAUAGUUCACUAGAAAAAUGUAAAAAUAGUACUGAUAAAGUAGUAGAUGAAGUGUCUCUUCCAAAUGCAAAGGAAGAUGAUGUGUCGUCUCAAGACAAUUUUAAUUCGUGUGUUGGAGAUAUAGAAAUAACAAAAGAUCAAAAUGAACGUGGCAACAGAAUUCAUGAUGAUUUGCUUAAAACAAGAUCAAAGGAAAAUAGUGUUUUUAGCAGUGUACAAGAAAACUCGCAGAAUUCAGAACAGGGGAAUGAUUUCUAUGGUUUUUCAUCAUUUGUGAUCAAAUGUAGUCAAAAUCAAGUUAAUCAAAAUUAUCUAUGUCUUUCAAGUGGCAAAGAGAAAAAACAGCAAUUUUCCUCCGCCCUUUCUUCAAAUUCCAACAAUGAAAAUAUUUUUGCAAAGUCCUUAAGCCCUGAGCGUGUGUCACAGUUAGCAGAAACUAUAAAUGAGAAAAGUAUUGAAAUGUUUUCAGAAAGAUCUACCUGUUUGAAUUCUUUUGAACAAAGUUUAGUCACUCCUGGGAGCCGGGAUUUGGAACUUAAAACUCCAGGACAAAAGAGCUUUAUGAAAGAACUAUCUGAAGAUGGAACGAGUUCUUUUACAAGUCUUUUUGAUAAAGAAAGUAGUCAAAAUUUGGAUAACACCCCUUCUAUUAAAUUAACAACUGCACAGUCUAAAAGAAAUCUUUCUUUGGAAUUUAGCAUUUGUGACCGUACAUCUAACCUUGAACCGUUGCCUGAAAAUCAAGAAGAUGCUGAUGAAUCAGGGAAGAAUGAUACUCAAAUAUCCUGCGAUAACAAUAUAGAUAAUGACAGUUAUGAUUGUACACCUUUAAUCUAUCGUAUGAAAUCAAUCUCGCCUACAAGACGUAGAAAUAUUUUAAGGCCUGCAAUAAUUCCAGAAUUAAAUAAUGUAAUUGAAGAGUCUGAUGAAUUUUCUACGUCUGAGUUAAAUGACGAACCUUUACCUCUUGAACAUUUUGUCAUUCCUCCUGGUAAAAAAUACAGGAGGUCAAUUUCAAUUAUUCGGCAUUUAGAAGGUGAUAUGACUCUUAACAUUCCCAAAGGCAGAAACUAUGAAAACUCUGUUGAAAAAUUGAUUAAACUACAAAAAAUUGGGGAUAAAACUAUGAUUUCUACUCCUACUAAUAUUAUCAAGAAAAAACUUAGUUUAAGAUCAUCUCUAUUGAGACAGUUCACACCUACGCGUAGAAAAAGAAGUAUAUCAUUUCAACUUUCUUCUCCGACAAGAUCACCCAUAAUGAGAAACACAAGUUUGUCGUUUUUAAAGAAUUCAUUACCAGAUAUAAAGUCCCCUUUACUUAAUUCUCCAAGUGAAAUGUUAUGUGUGCCAAAUAUUGAUGAAAAAGUUAAAAGAUCGUCUAAUGUAUUUUCUUCAUUACAAACUUAUUCCCAAUCGUCAGAUUACGCUGAAAUUGUCUUUUUCCUAUGUAACCAGACAAAGCCAUGCGAUUUUAGUGAAAUUUACCCUCAAGAAAUCUUUAAAAACUCUAUAAAAGUUGGAGAAGGGGUCUUUGGCGAGGUAUUUCUCAUUAUGAAAGAAAAACAAAAAUCUGUUUUGAAAAUAAUUCCUAUUGAAGGUGAUUUUCCUGUGAAUGGCGAAAAACAGAAAACUUACAGCGAAAUUUACUCUGAACUUCUUAUUACCCAUUUACUCAAUGGGCUUCGAGGAGAUACUGAGCAGUUUAUGACAAAAGGCUUUGUUGAACUUAUUUCUGCUAAGAUUGUACAGGGAAGAUAUCCUGAAGAACUCAUUAGGCUUUGGGAGGAAUUUGAUGUUAAAACAGGAUCAGAUAAUGAUAACCCAACAAUUUUUGGGGAUAAUCAACUAUAUCUUACUUUGGAACUAGCUCAUGGUGGUACUGAUCUGGAAAGUUACUCGUUUAGUACAGCAAAACAGGCUUUGUCCAUUUUUAAACAGACUGCUUUUAGUUUAGCUGUAGCUGAGGCUUGCUGUGAGUUUGAGCAUAGGGAUUUGCAUUGGGGAAAUAUCCUCAUUUCAGGAACAAUCGAGAGGGAAAUGAAAUAUCUGAUUGGCAAUAAGGAAUUUAAGGUUACGACCAAUGGAGUUAAGGCAACCAUAAUUGAUUUUACCCUUUCAAGAGUUCUUUACAAAGAAGAUAUACCAAUUUACUGUGAUAUUGGUAAAGAUCCUGAGAUGUUUAUCGCAACUGGAGACUACCAAUUUGAUAUUUAUAGGCACAUGAAGAAAGAUCUUAACAACGAGUGGGAUAUAUUUGAGCCUAAAACAAAUGUACGAUGGCUUCAUUACGUUUUAGAUAAGAUGAUUAAGGAAGUGAAGUAUAAGAGAAAAUCUGCAAAGGUCCAUAAGGAUAGUAUGACAAUUUUAGAUAAGAUUGAAACAUGGAUACUUGAUUGUGAUAAUUGCUUUGAUAUAGUAUUGCGAUUGACGGAAAACAGAUAAGCAGUUUCCUAUAUGGAAUGAAUACUACUUUUGUAAAAUGUGUCUGGUGCAAUAUAUAUUUUUUAAUUAAAAUUCUUCAAUCAUU
Molecule: messenger RNA, 3368 nt
Organism: Cimex lectularius (bed bug)
Lineage: Eukaryota; Metazoa; Arthropoda; Insecta; Hemiptera; Cimicidae
Gene: Haspin
Exons: 11
Coding region: 110-3283 (1057 amino acids)
Biological process (GO): protein phosphorylation; intracellular signal transduction; mitotic cell cycle
Cellular component (GO): cytoplasm; nucleus
Molecular function (GO): histone H3T3 kinase activity; ATP binding
Source: RefSeq, a predicted model, not a curated record